GCACAGUGUGCUUUUGUGGCUGAUUCCUUAAACUCGUUCGCGUUGCUAAUGGUCGCGUGUGAAAAAUACAAUAAAAUAAAACACUGAAAAGCCAGGAAAAUCAAACAAAUUAAGCCCAUAACUCGGAAAUUAUCUACAAUCCUCAAACGACUCUCUACAGCAGACUAACAAUAAAUGCCAAAUUUUUACAAACCGCCGCUUUAAACUCGUCCAAAACUAACAACCAUCAAAAUACAACCAAACUAUAAGUCACCACCGUCGAUUUUCUACAACUCUGAAAAACAAAACAUUAAAAAUAAACAAAAUAUUUUCUAAACAUAACUAAAAGCUUUCCCGUAUUUAAGUGAGUCUGAAAAAAGUGCGCUUGUCUGUGUAUUGCGACUGAGACCAAACACACCUGUUGCUGCGAUGCUUUGACCGCAUUUAGCUAUUUUGCUUUCUGGCGAGCUCUACUCCACAAGGAAAACGCUCUUUCUAGACCGCAUCUUAAACGAAAGGCAAAUCAAUAUUGUGCGUCCGAAUGAAACUUCAAAUAUGAAUACAGGAGACCGUAAGGAGCAAGCCUCGUUAACACCGCAACAGCAACAAUCGCCGCAGCAACCAGAGCAACAGCAACCAAUUACCCGACACGAUGCCUUGGAUAGUUCUAGUGCUAACAAUAAGCUAAAUAAUAAACAUAAUAGCGAUAAGGAUAAGGAUAUAACUAGCGAUAGGAAUUGGGAGGCGGGCAGAGAUUUAUUGCCAGCCAGUGUUGUCAUCGUCGAUGAAUCAUGUCCCACGUCCAAAAGUCAGAAACAACCAUCAGAAUCGAGCGUUGUGCCGCGAAGUGGUGCCACUUCCUCAUCGCAACGACGCCGACAAUUGCAAUUCCAAAGACAAAAGGAGGCCAAACUUUAUGACCGCGGAGAUGGGGAGCCUUCGACCUCAACCUCGACCUCCGCCACCACAACAGCAACAACAACUGUGAUGGGUGGCGGGGAGUUGGUGAACUGUAUUGCCUACGAUGACAACACUCUGGUAAUCGAGAGGAAACCCUCGCCCACCUCCCCGUCCACCUCCCGACUAUAUCUCAAGUCCGAAACACCCACGCGUGGCAGUCGAAAAUAUAAUCGCAAGUCAUCGGCCAAAAGUGAUUUGGAAGUGGUCGUUGUUAAGCCGGAACACCAUCAUCAGCUUCGAUCCCCAACGAUAACGCUUCCGGUUCCUGCUAACCAACUAACCACCUCAGCAUCAGCGGGCACUUCGCCCACGGGAGCGGGAUUGGGAUCAGGAUUGGGAACAGCCUCGGGAACGGUCCUGCAACAAAGGUACAUACAACUCCAGCUGGAGCACGAAAAGAAAUACAUUUUCCAUGCAAUGCAAGAGUUUGAUUACAUGGAACAAACUAGGCGUUCUAGGGCAUAUUGCAGUGCCCUCGAUCCGAGCGAGGAACAGAAUCAUCCCAGUGGAACCAGGAGGCGACCCACCAGCACUGAACUUGCCCUCAGUAACGUCACCAGUCAGAUUGUAAACAACGCCACCUACAAGUUAGACUUCAAACAACGCCGUCACAAAAGCAACAACGGCAGUGGCAGUGAACAAGCGGCGGGAACAGGAUCUUUAACAGGAUUAGCCACAGGUUCGGUGACAAGUCCUGGUGCUGGACCCUCGAGCUCCAGUGGCAAGCGUCGUAAGUCCAGUUGUACUUCCUGUGGCGGUGGUGGCAUAAGUGCCCCUCCCCCAAGACUAACACCCGAGGAGUGUUGGCAACUGCAACCGCAGAACAGUGUCACCAGUGCCGGCAGCACAAAUAGUAGUCUAAGCAGCGGCGGCGGACACGACGAGGAUAGUAGUUAUAGUGCCGUCGGUGGCGAUAGUAGCAGCAGUAAUAGUUGCAACUGCGACAUAACCGGUGAUAAUAGUACGCUGCAUGGUUUUGGAGUCGGCGACGUUAGUAGUUUUAUUAUCGAUUGUGACGACGAUAUCGAGGGUGACGACGAUCUCAACCAGGAUCUCAGUUCGCAAACCCUGCGCACAGCGGCUAUAGUAGCGGCAGUUGCAGCUGCAGCCAAGGAACAGGCACAGGAGCAAUCGCUCGCCGACUGCGAUAGCUUCAGCGAUCAGCGACAGGAUGCCGAUGAGGGUGUCCGAAUCAUCCAGGCUAGUGGCGGCAAUAACGACUCACUCGAGGACGUCGGCGAGGUGGAUGACAACGCCGACGUUGUUGUGAGAAAGAAUUCAAGAAAUCGCCCUUCGAUCAGCAGGACAUGCAGGAUCACCGAGGAGGACGACGACGAACAGGAGCUAGACGACGAGGAGCCCGAAGGCACCACCAUUGACAUUGAUGAACAAGAACAGCAACAGCAGGAGCACGAGGACCAAGGAGAAUCCGGUGAAGACGAGGACGACGACGACGACGUCGACGAGUAUUUUGAGGAGGAAGAGGACGACACCCAGGCCUUUUCACCAUUCUACUCCAGUUCCGCGGAGUUAAUAGAUAAUUUUGGUGGCGGUGCUGGCAAAUUCUUCAACAUUAUGGACUUUGAACGAGGAGCCUCCGGCGGAGGUGGCUUUUCGCCAAACGGCAAUGGCGGUCCCGGUAGCGGGGAUGCCUCCCGAGUGGCGAGAUACGAUUCCGGGGAGGGUGAUCUGGGCGGCGGCAACAACAUCAUGGGCAUCGAUUCUAUGGGCAUUGCAAACAUUCCGGAAACCAUGAACGGCACCACAAUUGGACCAAGUGGAGCUGGUGGCCAAAAAUCUGGUCCUGGGGCAGCUGCCGCCGGCCAAAAGAGGCCACAGCGACGUGGAAAACCUCAGCCAGAUAGACCACAACGAGCACUAUUUUGCCUAAGCCUCAAAAAUCCUUUGCGAGCCAUGUGCAUUCGCAUAGUGGAGUGGAAGCCAUUUGAGUUCCUUAUUUUGUUAACCAUAUUUGCCAAUUGUGUUGCCUUGGCUGUCUACACGCCCUAUCCAGGCAGCGAUUCGAACGUGACGAAUCAAACUUUGGAAAAAGUUGAAUAUAUAUUCCUAGUUAUAUUCACAGCGGAAUGUGUUAUGAAAAUUUUAGCAUAUGGUUUUGUGUUACAUAAUGGUGCAUAUCUAAGAAAUGGAUGGAAUUUAUUAGAUUUUACAAUUGUAGUUAUAGGAGCGAUAAGUACUGCACUCUCCCAACUGAUGAAGGACGCCUUCGAUGUGAAGGCCCUACGUGCCUUUCGUGUGCUACGUCCACUGCGACUUGUAUCGGGUGUACCAAGUCUACAGGUUGUGCUGAAUUCAAUUUUAAAGGCCAUGGUGCCACUGUUUCACAUUGCACUCCUGGUCAUAUUCGUAAUCAUAAUCUAUGCGAUCAUUGGCCUAGAGCUCUUCUCUGGCAAAUUGCACAAGGCGUGUCGCGAUGAGAUCACAGGUGAAUUCGAGGAAAAUAUCCGGCCCUGCGGCGUGGGAUAUAAGUGUCCGCCGGGCUUUAAGUGCUAUGGCGGCUGGGAUGGACCAAACGACGGCAUCACAAACUUCGACAAUUUCGGCUUGGCCAUGUUGACGGUGUUCCAAUGCGUCACCCUAGAAGGAUGGACCGAUGUCCUAUAUAGCAUCCAAGAUGCAAUGGGCAGCGAUUGGCAGUGGAUGUAUUUCAUUUCCAUGGUCAUCCUGGGUGCCUUCUUCGUGAUGAACCUGAUUCUCGGUGUGUUGUCCGGUGAGUUCUCCAAGGAGCGUAACAAAGCCAAGAAUCGCGGUGACUUCCAGAAGCUGCGAGAAAAGCAGCAGAUUGAAGAAGAUCUGCGGGGCUACCUUGAUUGGAUAACCCAAGCCGAGGACAUCGAACCCGAUGCCGUUGGGGGCCUAAUAUCCGAUGGCAAAGGUAAGCAGCCAAAUGAAAUGGACUCCACCGAGAACCUGGGCGAGGAAUUGCCCGAAGUUCAGCUGACUGAAUCGCGUUGGCGCAAAAUGAAGAAAGACUUUGAUCGGGUCAAUCGCCGAAUGCGUCGAGCCUGCCGCAAGGCUGUAAAGUCCCAGGCAUUCUACUGGCUCAUCAUCGUCCUGGUGUUCCUCAAUACUGGCGUCUUGGCCACAGAGCAUUAUGGACAACUUGAUUGGCUGGAUCAAUUCCAAGAGUACACUAACAUGUUCUUCAUCGGUCUCUUCACCUGUGAAAUGUUAUUGAAGAUGUACAGUCUGGGUUUUCAGGGCUACUUUGUUUCAUUAUUCAAUCGCUUUGAUUGCUUCGUCGUGAUUGGCAGUAUAACAGAGACUCUGUUGACCAAAACAGGAAUGAUGCCUCCAUUGGGUGUCUCCGUGUUGCGUUGUGUACGUCUACUGAGAGUCUUCAAAGUGACCAAAUACUGGCGAUCUCUUUCAAAUCUCGUUGCUUCCCUACUUAACUCUAUACAAUCGAUUGCUUCGCUUUUGUUACUGCUCUUCCUAUUUAUUGUGAUAUUUGCUCUGUUGGGUAUGCAAGUGUUUGGCGGUAAAUUUAAUUUUGAUGGCAAAGAGGAGAAGUAUCGAAUGAACUUCGACUGCUUUUGGCAAGCCCUUCUCACAGUUUUUCAGAUAAUGACUGGUGAGGAUUGGAAUGCUGUGAUGUAUGUGGGCAUCAAUGCUUACGGCGGAGUGUCCUCCUAUGGUGCCUUGGCGUGUAUUUACUUUAUAAUUUUGUUUAUCUGCGGUAACUAUAUCCUGCUGAACGUGUUCUUGGCCAUCGCUGUAGAUAACUUGGCAGAUGCCGACUCACUGUCCGAGGUGGAAAAGGAAGAAGAGCCUCAUGAUGAUUCAGCUCAGAAGAAGUCGCAUAGUCCUACUCCAACAAUUGAUGGCAUGGAUGAUCAUCUAAGCAUAGAUAUUGAUAUGGAACAACAGGAAUUGGAUGACGAAGAUAAAAUGGACCACGAAACCUUAUCCGAUGAGGAAGUCCGUGAAAUGUGCGAGGAGGAAGAAGAAGUAUCAGCACGUGUCACUGCACGACCCCGACGAUUAUCUGAGGUCAGCAUGAAGAAGACUAAAAAGCCCAUCCCGCGAGGCAGUGCCUUUUUCAUUUUCAGUUACACGAACAGAUUCCGUGUGUUCUGCCAUUGGCUUUGCAAUCACAGCAAUUUCGGCAACAUUAUCCUGUGUUGCAUUAUGUUUUCGUCGGCUAUGUUGGCAGCAGAGAAUCCUCUGAGAGCCAACGAUGAUCUGAAUAAAGUGCUCAAUAAAUUUGAUUAUUUUUUCACGGCAGUUUUCACAAUAGAACUGAUUCUGAAAUUGAUUUCAUACGGUUUCGUAUUACACGACGGAGCCUUUUGCAGAUCCGCAUUUAAUCUAUUAGAUUUACUUGUGGUCUGCGUGUCAUUGAUUUCUCUAGUGUCCAGUUCGAAUGCGAUUUCAGUCGUGAAAAUUCUACGUGUGCUCCGUGUUUUAAGGCCACUCAGAGCCAUUAAUCGUGCCAAGGGUCUCAAGUAUGUGGUCAAGUGCGUUGUAGUCGCAAUCAAAACCAUUGGUAAUAUCAUGUUGGUGACAUAUUUGUUACAAUUCAUGUUCGCUGUUAUUGGAGUACAACUCUUUAAGGGUAAAUUUUUCAGGUGCACUGAUGGUUCCAAAAUGUCGCAAGAUGAAUGCUACGGAACUUAUCUAGUCUAUGAUGAUGGUGAUGUCCAUAAGCCGCGACUCAAGGAAAGGGAAUGGAGUAACAAUCGAUUCCAUUUCGACGACGUGGCCAAGGGCAUGUUGACAUUGUUCACAGUAUCCACCUUUGAGGGUUGGCCGGGGUUGCUUUACGUUUCAAUUGAUUCGAAUAAUGAAAAUCGCGGUCCAAUACACAACUUCCGUCCGAUCGUAGCUGCCUACUAUAUAAUCUAUAUUAUUAUUAUUGCCUUCUUCAUGGUGAACAUAUUCGUCGGUUUCGUUAUUGUCACUUUCCAAAAUGAAGGUGAACAGGAAUAUAAGAAUUGUGAUCUGGAUAAGAAUCAGCGUAACUGCAUAGAGUUCGCCCUAAAAGCGAAGCCCGUUAGACGCUAUAUACCGAAGCAUGGUAUACAAUAUAAAGUCUGGUGGUUCGUCACCUCGUCAUCCUUUGAGUAUACCAUAUUCAUACUGAUCAUGAUAAACACUGUAACGCUGGCCAUGAAGUUCUAUAACCAGCCGUUGUGGUAUACAGAACUUUUAGAUGCCUUGAAUAUGAUAUUUACGGCGGUUUUUGCCCUGGAAUUUGUAUUUAAAUUAGCCGCUUUUCGAUUUAAGAACUACUUUGGAGAUGCCUGGAACGUUUUCGAUUUUAUUAUUGUGUUAGGCAGUUUCAUUGAUAUUGUCUACUCGGAAAUCAAGAGCAAAAACACUUCACAGACGGCAGAAUGUGACAUUGUAGAGGGUUGUAAAUCUGCUAAGAAAUCUGCUGGAUCAAAUUUGAUAUCCAUCAAUUUCUUCCGUCUUUUUCGUGUGAUGCGACUUGUGAAGCUUCUCAGUAAAGGCGAAGGCAUUCGGACAUUACUUUGGACUUUUAUAAAGUCUUUUCAGGCCUUGCCUUAUGUAGCCCUUUUAAUUGUACUUUUAUUCUUUAUAUAUGCUGUGGUUGGAAUGCAAGUUUUUGGCAAAAUUGCACUAGAUGGCGGUAACGCAAUAACGGAAAACAACAACUUCCAGACCUUCCAGCAGGCAGUUCUCGUACUUUUCCGAUCUGCCACCGGAGAAGCUUGGCAGGAAAUCAUGAUGUCCUGCUCAGCACAACCGGAUGUGAAAUGCGAUAUGAAUUCAGAUACGCCGGGAGAGCCUUGCGGUUCCUCUAUAGCCUAUCCCUACUUCAUUUCCUUUUACGUUCUCUGCUCAUUUUUGAUUAUUAAUCUUUUCGUCGCUGUCAUUAUGGACAACUUUGACUACUUGACGCGCGAUUGGUCCAUCUUGGGACCACAUCACUUGGAUGAAUUUAUUCGGCUUUGGAGCGAAUACGACCCGGAUGCCAAGGGACGGAUCAAACAUUUGGAUGUGGUCACAUUGCUGAGAAAGAUAUCUCCGCCCCUCGGUUUCGGCAAGCUGUGUCCCCAUCGAAUGGCCUGCAAGCGACUGGUCUCCAUGAACAUGCCACUCAAUUCCGAUGGAACUGUUCUGUUUAAUGCCACAUUAUUUGCAGUGGUUCGCACCUCGCUGAGCAUCAAAACUGAGGGUAACAUCGAUGAUGCCAACUCCGAGCUGCGAGCCACUAUCAAGCAGAUCUGGAAGCGGACCAAUCCAAAACUCUUGGAUCAGGUUGUUCCACCUCCCGGCAACGAUGACGAGGUGACCGUUGGCAAGUUCUAUGCCACGUAUCUCAUUCAGGACUAUUUCCGACGUUUUAAGAAGCGUAAGGAACAGGAGGGCAAAGAGGGCCACCCGGACAGCAAUACGGUUACUUUGCAGGCAGGUCUUCGAACUCUGCACGAAGUUUCCCCGGCUCUGAAGAGAGCCAUCUCCGGUAAUCUUGACGAGCUGGAUCAGGAACCAGAGCCUAUGCAUCGACGCCACCAUACACUUUUUGGAAGUGUGUGGUCAUCAAUCCGCCGGCAUGGAAACGGAACCUUCCGGCGGAGUGCCAAGGCGACAGCCUCGCAGAGCAAUGGGGCUUUAGCGAUCGGCGGAUCAGCUUCAGCUGCCUUAGGCGUUGGCGGUAGUACGCUGGUCCUGGGAAGCGGCGAUCCCUCUGGUGGGGACUAUCUGUACGAUACCUUGAAUCGCAGUGUGGCCGAUGGGGUGAACAAUAUAACUCGGAACAUAAUGCAGGCCCGAUUGGCGGCAGCCGGGAAGCUGCAGGAUGAACUGCACGCCAGUGGAAGUGGCGGGGAGCUAAGGACAUUCGGCGAGAGCAUUUCCAUGCGACCGCUGGCCAAAAACGGCGGCGGAGCGGCCACUGUGGCCGGAACGCUGCCGCCCGAGGCCAAUGCCAUUAACUAUGACAACCGCAAUCGUGGUAUUUUAUUGCAUCCAUAUAACAAUGUCUACGCGCCCAAUGGUGCUAUUCCUGGCCACGAACGCAUGAUCCAAUCGACACCAGCUAGUCCUUACGAUCAGCGUCGUUUACCAACUUCAUCUGAUAUGAACGGCCUAGCCGAGUCAUUGAUUGGAGGGGUACUCGCCGCUGAGGGAUUGGGUAAAUACUGUGACUCCGAAUUCGUAGGUACUGCUGCCCGGGAGAUGCGUGAGGCGUUGGACAUGACGCCGGAAGAAAUGAAUCUGGCCGCCCACCAGAUCCUCUCAAACGAGCACUCGCUAAGCCUGAUUGGGAGUAGCAAUGGUAGCAUCUUUGGAGGUUCUGCCAGUGGCCUUGGAGGCGCAGGAUCUGGGGGUGUUAGUGGGUUGGGCGGUAGCAGUAGCAUUCGCAACGCCUUCGGUGGAAGCGGAAGUGGUCCGUCCUCACUGUCGCCGCAGCAUCAGCCAUAUUCGGGCACUCUGAAUUCACCACCGAUUCCGGAUAAUCGUCUGAGACGUGUUGCCACAGUCACGACCACAAACAAUAACAAUAAGUCCCAACUUAGCCAAAACAAUUCGAGUAGCUUAAAUAGUAGAGCCAAUGCCAAUAGCCAAAUGAACAUGUCACCAACUGCACAACAAAUGCAGCAACAAUCGCCCCAAAGAGGUCAGGGCAAUCCGGCCUUCUCCUCAUAGCACCCACAUUGUAAGCUAUACAUACAGAAUGUCUUCUUGAUGGAAUUUUAAGUGUACAUCUAGCGGGAAAUUUAUCUAUAAUUUUUAGCGAACAAAAAACACUUUAGUCUUAGCAUCGGGAAUUGUUAUUAUAUUUGAAUUGUUCACAAGCAAGAACCAAACAUAAAGAAACAAAAAACAAAAAAAAAACUUGUAUAACUUGUAUAAAGAAAAACCGCUAAUUGUAAAUGUAUAAAAUGAAUAAUGUUUUUGCCUUUUUGAGAAAUCUAUCGUUGGCCUUCGUCCUCUAACGAGCCACAAAACCAAAAACCAAACAAACUAAACUGAACAAUUUAAGGAAAAAGUGUAUAUUUUUGGAAAAGAUAGAAAAACCAACCUAAAACUAAUAAAGUUUACCUUGUAAUUAGAGAUAAAGAUCAAAACCAAAAACAAAUAAUGAAAAACACACCAAUACAAUUGAUUAGGUAAUAAUCACCAAAACUUAAAACAAUUACUUAUACAUUAACAUUGAGCGACACAGUGUAAUUACCUAUUUCGAUUUAGACGCAUUUUAUUUUUUAAGUAUUUAAAAUAUAAACAAUUUAUGAUAAACUGAAUUGUUUACAAUAUAUGCAACAGACAUAUAUGUAUAAAAUUUAUAAAUGUAAUAGCAUAAUUUCAAACUGAAUGAGAGACCGAAGCCCUUGAAAAACUUAAUGUAAACUGAAUUUUAAUUGUUAUGAUUGAAUUUUUACAAUAAAAAACCAGAAAAAUGUGACCAAA
Drosophila eugracilis is the source of this 9342-nucleotide messenger RNA. It is a transcript of the gene Ca-alpha1D, whose product is annotated as voltage-dependent calcium channel type D subunit alpha-1. The record is from RefSeq and is a predicted model, not a curated record. Gene Ontology annotation, cellular component: voltage-gated calcium channel complex; membrane. Gene Ontology annotation, molecular function: high voltage-gated calcium channel activity. Gene Ontology annotation, biological process: calcium ion import across plasma membrane. Lineage: Eukaryota; Metazoa; Arthropoda; Insecta; Diptera; Drosophilidae.